Messenger RNA from Bombus pyrosoma, 951 nucleotides. RefSeq lists its product as uncharacterized. The record is from RefSeq and is a predicted model, not a curated record. NCBI's taxonomy places the organism in Eukaryota, Metazoa, Arthropoda, Insecta, Hymenoptera, Apidae. The coding region runs from base 437 to 937 and encodes 166 amino acids. The transcript is spliced from 3 exons.
GUACUUUUUACUCUUCUAGGAGCGCACCAAUAAGUUCUUCGUUUGUUACGAUGGUUUUUGAUAACAGAUUUUGGCGUUAUUUCGUGUCUAUUAUGUGGAAAAUUAUAUUAGUGAGAAUGAGGAAACUGGGGAAACGGGAAAACGCUGUAUUUACUCGAGUUUCAACAUCGUAGAACGGAAAUUUAGAGUAUUAAUUUCGUCAAUCGACAGAUUUUGCGGGGGAACUUGAAAUUUUGUUCGCGGUUACUGUUUGUUGGAUCUAUUACCAAGAAAGAAUUGAAGUUUGCAAACAUCUUUAUUUUAUGAUCGCUUCACUGUCACCAAUCAACAUUUAACCCUAAGGUAAAUUUUUCUAAAUUUUCUGUUGCUUUCACGAUUUACAUUACAGCUUCCCGAGUCUCGAGUUAGAUAACAAUUUUACGAUUAAAUUAACGAUAUGAACACGGAUGUUUGUCAAGAUAAUGUACCAAGAUUUGAAAAACUAGCGAAACCAAGAAAAAGAAUCGAUAAAACCAGUAACUACAAUGCCUUCAAUGUAAAACGUGGAGCAUUAUCUUAUCAAAUUACGGAUUCGUUGAACAAAUUAGCCCAACCUAAACGAAAACCAGGCACAAACGUAUCUAAUAUAUCCAACUUUAGCGUUAAAACUUCUCCCAUAAAUACAGUGAAACAAGGACAUCAUAAAUUGAUAAAUAGCAGCGAACAAUCGAAGGACGCGCAAGAAUCGAGGAAGAAGAAAUUUCUACUGGAUACUUAUGCUCGUAUCACUGCGGCUAGGAAUAAAGGAUGUUCAAAACGAUUGCAUGAACUCGCGAAACCGAAAAGUUAUAUGAUUCGUACCGAGCCAUACGACGAUUUCGAGAAUUACCUGCAAAUGAUGAAAAAAUGCAACACGAAAUCCGCGUUUCAGGAAAAAAAGAUAACUCAUAAUCCAUAAACGAUGUAAUAUAA